Dromaius novaehollandiae (emu) is the source of this 1388-nucleotide messenger RNA. It is a transcript of the gene HBEGF, whose product is annotated as heparin binding EGF like growth factor. NCBI's taxonomy places the organism in Eukaryota, Metazoa, Chordata, Aves, Casuariiformes, Dromaiidae. Gene Ontology annotation, molecular function: heparin binding; growth factor activity; epidermal growth factor receptor binding. Gene Ontology annotation, biological process: epidermal growth factor receptor signaling pathway; positive regulation of cell population proliferation. The record is from RefSeq and is a predicted model, not a curated record. Gene Ontology annotation, cellular component: plasma membrane. The transcript has 6 exons. The coding region runs from base 160 to 780 and encodes 206 amino acids.
UGCCCGCUGCCUUCUACCCGCGGCGGCCGCUGUGGGGCUGGGUGCGGCACGUGGCGCCCGAGCGGAGCGGAGCCGAGCCGAGUCGAGUCGGGCCGGGGCCGGGGCCGGGGCUGGGAAAGGCUUUCGCGGCUUCUGGGACGCGUGUGUCGGCAGGGCAGCAUGGACGGGCGGCUGGUGGUGAUCAACGUGCUGCUGGCCGCAGCGUGCGCGGCGGCGGCGGGCGGGCUCGGCCGCGACGUGCUGCACAACGAGGUGCUCCACAAGGACGGCGGCGGGGCACCGGUCCCAGCCACGGCGCCGCUGCUCCGCGGCAGCCCCGAGAAGGAGGGCGGCGGAGUGGCCUCGGGGGACGACUUCAGCGAGCUGCCGAGAGUUGCUUUCUUGUCAAAGCCUCAAGGCCUGGUUACUCCCAAGAAAAAGGGGAAUGGGAAUAAAAGAAGAAAAGGAAAAGGCCUGGGGAAGAAGAGAGACCCAUGUCUGCGAAAGUACAAGGAUUUCUGUAUUCAUGGUGAAUGCAAAUACAUCAAAGAGCUGGGCGCUCCAUCCUGCAUAUGCCAGCCGGGAUAUCACGGUGAGAGAUGUCACGGCCUCUCGCUCCCCGUGGAGCAUCCUCCCAGCACGUACGACCACACCACUGCUCUGGCCGUCGUCGCUGUGGUCCUGUCCUCACUGUGUCUCGUCAUCAUUGCAGCUCUGCUGAUGCUGAGGUGCCACAAAAGGGGUGUCUAUGACGUAGAAAAUGAAGAGAAAAUCAAGCUGGGCAUCACUGUGAACCACUGAGGAUGCCAGGUGCCGGCGAGGAGUCGGCACUAAAGCAGUUCUACCUCCUGGAAGGCGCAAGCCACGGAGCCAGCACUGUCCCUGGGAUGCUCUGCAGCACAUCGGGAACUUACUGGAGUGGCAGGACGGCACCCAGUUCACGGGUUUGGUUGGGCAGUGGUGUUGCCGCAGCGAGCUUAGCGGCGAUCUGCGGGACGCAAGAGGCGCAGGAGAGACCCUCUCCACGGGGCAGGCUUUCUUGCUGCGCUGCAGAGCUGGCCGGGGCGGCUUUGCAGACAGGCAGGAGGGACCUGCUGGCCAUCGGUGGAGGGGUUCCCCGGCGGCUUGGGGCUGCCUGCUGCAGCGCACAAUGAGGAACUAACUGUGAAAGGCUGAAGAGACCAGGCCGGGGGCUUUCUUAGAUGCAGGAGGGGAGGGGGGGGUAACAGCUAUUUAACAAGAUAUUUUUCAUUCUAAAUUAUAUAUUUAUUUUAGAUAAACUGUACAUAGUAUUUAUAUUUAUUAGAGGUCUGGCCCUGCAACCUUCAUGUAGGACAAGACAACAAGGUCAGACCUCCCUCAUUUUUUAAGUGCAAUGUAAUAUUCUAAUAAAUAACACUUUGUUACAA